Mesorhabditis spiculigera is the source of this 822-nucleotide messenger RNA. The record is from the annotation of a GenBank genome assembly. Lineage: Eukaryota; Metazoa; Nematoda; Chromadorea; Rhabditida; Rhabditidae.
AUGGGAACACAGCUCGACUAUCGUCAAAGGCUUAACUUUGUCCCGGACAUUGUUAAAAUGUCUGAUGCGGCUGUCCAGUCGUCGCCGAUUCCGGGCGUCCUUGGACAAGCCUGGAUCGAUCAGGUUGAGAAGGAAUUCGACAAAGCAUUCGUGUCGCUCGAUAUCCUGCUCGGCGAGGUCGAUUCAGAUCAGGUUGAGAUCACGUACGAGGGACGCCAGAAGAUGACGGCCCUAUCCUCGUGCUUCGCGCAGCUUCUCCACAAAACGCAAACGUUGCACCACGCCCUUUCCCGCGUUCAGAAUGAGAGCAACAACCUUCGCGAUGAUUUGGUGUCGGCGAGGACUGUGAGCGCGGAGCGGCACAAGGAGUCGCAGCAGUUGCUUGUUCAGGUGCAUAGCCUCCAAUGUGAGCUGCACUCCAAGACGGCGCCGCACGAGUCGGAUAUGAUCAAAAAGAAGCUGGAUCUUGAGAUCAACGCUUUCCGUGAUGAGGUGAUCCCAUCGUGCGGCAACGUGUUCGUGGGCGAUGCCAUUCUAUCAGUCAACGGCAUCGAUUUGCGGACCGUGAAGCAUCAAGAAGCCGUCGAGAUCUUGUCCACUCAGCAAGGCGACCUGGAGCUGGAAUUGGUGUUUGUUUCGCCGGAUGAGGACUCGGAUGACGAUGGCACGGUGAUGAUCGAAGAUGCUGAUGGGACGCUAUUCAACAUGUACAACAACAACAAUCUGAACAGCGUGGCGACGGGCAGCACCGGGGCGGCCAGCAGCGAGCCCCAGUCGAGCUCAAGGUCUUCGACGUCUUCUCGACCAAAUUCUGGAGGCCUC